UAGACAUUUGACAAAAAAGAUGGCAGCGAUUGCCGACUGUUGUCCUUCGGAUUUAUUGCGAAAAUGGCGCAUUAUGUGAUAUUUUCACAUAAUAUAAUAAUUAUAAGUGGAAAUUUGUGUAGUGCUGCUUUGUGAUGGUGUGUUAUUUUACAUGAAUGACAGUGUUAAUCGUGUGUAAAUAGGACUGCGACUUUCGUCUGGAUAUUGGAUUACACAUAAAAUCUCAGUGACAAUGGUGGUUGGGGAGAGCAAGCGUGCCAACAUCAUGGACGGCAUUGAGAACACAGGCGACGUGCGCCUGCACGACCACCGGCUACGGCUCAAACAGAGGUUUGACAUAGUCAGAAAACUGGGUCAGGGAACGUAUGGCAAGGUACAGCUGGGUAUAAACAAGAAGACAGGGCAGGAGGUGGCCAUCAAGACGAUCAAAAAGUGCAAGAUCGAGUCGGAAGCUGACCUCGUCCGCAUCAGGCGUGAGGUGCAGAUUAUGUCCUCUGUCAGACAUCCAAACAUUGUACAUAUUUAUGAAGUAUUCGAAAAUAGUGAGAAAAUGAUUCUCGUUAUGGAAUAUUGUUCCGGAGGCGAGUUGUAUGACUACCUCAGCCAGAAAAAAGUAUUACAAGAGGAGGAAGCGAGAAGGUUGUUUCGACAAAUUGCCACAGCUGUAUACUAUUGCCAUAUACACAAAAUCUGCCAUAGAGAUUUAAAGUUAGAGAAUGUUUUGCUCGACGACACUGGUAGUGCUAAGAUUGCUGAUUUUGGCCUGUCAAACGUAUUCAAAGAAACGUCAUUACUGUCAACGUUUUGUGGGUCGCCUUUGUACGCUUCGCCUGAAAUCGUCAAAGGAACACCUUAUAUUGGACCCGAGGUGGAUUGCUGGUCCUUGGGCGUGCUUUUAUACACUCUAGUCUACGGAGCUAUGCCCUUUGACGGCUCCAACUUCAAGCGGCUCGUGCGGCAGAUCAGCAACGGAGACUAUUACGAGCCUAAAAGCCCCUCCACCGCCUCGCCGCUAAUCCGCGACAUGCUCACAGUGGACCCACUCAAGCGCGCAGACAUCGCCUACAUCUGCGACCAUUCAUGGGUGAACCUGGGCUGCGAGUCAUCGUGCCUGGAGGUGGCUGAGGCGCUCGCUGCGCAGACGCCGGUGCGACUCGACCUGCUGCUGUCGCUGGCGCCCGCUGCGCCCACCAACUCCAACUCCGUCGUCGUGCCCAACGAGGCAGAGUUGGGUCAGGAGGAGAGUUGCACUGACCUCACCAGCUCCGCGUCGAUGGCCGUGGAGCCCAGCAACUCGGCUGAGAAGAGGAUUUUGGACCUUGUCGCGGAGGGCGGUGAGGAUGCGAUCAAGCCGUCGCCGACGCGCACCAUAGUGUCUGCAGGCGAGAACAAACGUAAACUGGAGCUCGCCAUGUCUGCCAGCGGGUUGCAGAGGAAGAAGGAACGAGUUGGAAGUUGUGCGAGUAUCGCCCCGCAAGCACCUGUGUUGGAGGAGGCGGCAGGAGAUAUGCCUCCGGAAGAUAUGCCUGCGGAACCGACCUCUCCACCAACAUUGAAGUCGUCAGCAACAAUCACGAUCCAGCCUUCGCCCGCCCCUGCGCCCGCCGCCACGCCUAACGAACUAGUCAGAGACCUCACGAGGGACAUCAAAGAGACUCCAAAAGAAACUCCCAAAGAAGACGACUUGAAAGACAAGACCGGCGCGAAGCCCCGCGUCACUGUCAAGAAAAAGGUCUCGCCACAAAAGUCAGUCGAAGAGAAGACGUCGCCGGAUAAGGAAGAACCAAAACCGGAAGAUAAGCCAAGUUCCGUGGCUUCCGCAGCGGACAAGCUCACGUCACUGUCGCUCUCGCAGCAGCCCAACCAGGCGCCCAAGCCGAAGAAACUGUCUAUUCCGGGCGGUAACGUGGGCAGUUUCAAGGAACAGUUUGAGAGACGUGCGUCGCUUACCGCCGCGCCAGAGGUCAAACGCAAUGUUUCCAAACCAGUGGUAUCGAAGAUCGCGAAGCCUAAAGCACAGAGUGAGGACCGCGACCUACCGUCCAAGUCGCCUGACAACGGCACCGUGCGUCUACAGCAGAUCGGCAUUGAACCAUCUCCGGCACCAAUGGAGGAGCAGAUGUCUCGCGGCGGCGUGAAGAAAACUGAGAGCGAGCCCUCGCACAGCAGCACCGCCGUCGAUCCCUCAUUCUUACUGCAAGACGCUAGGAGGAGUCUACAAAACUCGAUGGCUAAGCUAGCGGAGGAGAAAGCGGGUGAAGACCGCCGUCGCGCAGCGCGCGACAUCAUAUCUACCGCCAUCCGCACUGGUAAGCCCCCAGUACCGUAUGGACGGUCGUCGUCUGCAGGGGUAACGUCAUUAGUUUCGCCUCCAGGCACGCCGCCCACGCCCCCUGCCGGGACCACGCCGCGCGUGUUCCGCACUGAAGCGCAUCACCGCGUCGAGGAUCAUCGUCCCUCCAACAGGGGCGUGUCUGUGGAGCGUAUCAUCCCGAUCAACAUAACUCCGGAAGAAGCGCCGACGUCGCCGCCACCCAAGGUUGCACCUGUCCCCGCGCCCGCUGCCGCGCCCAGGCCCGCCCAGACGCCUUUGAGACGCCUAGUGUCCAACGAGUCCACAGCGUCGGAGUCGUGCGCCAGUCCGAGCGGCGAGCCGAUCAAGAAGUCAGCGCGCGAGUUCAUCAUCCCCAUCGCGGUGGAAGGCAAGGGCUACGUCACGCCGCGCCAGCGCAGCCUCGAGCCUGAGGCCUCCUCCGCUUCUAGGCUCGCGCGUACGCCGAAACCACGACGUAUUAGUAGCCUGGUCAGCGGGGGUGAAUCGGAAGAGGAAGACGACUCGCAUAUGCAUCGACUUAGGUCGUCGCGCGCCGCUCGCGCCGAGUCCGUCAGCUCCGGCGAAGAAGAUGAAGAGGAUGAGGGCUUCCACCUGCUCACUGCUGAGAACCUCUUCUCUACGUUGCUACACAGGGUCCGCGCGCUGACAAACCGUCUGAACGGCGAGGAAGGCCCGGGUUUCCCGCAGCACCCACACUCGCUCUUCAACAACCUACACCAGUCGCCAUUCUUUAACAGCCCUCACUUACCAAGGAGAAAUCUAUUACGCGAGGGUUGGGGCUCGCGCGACCUGCACGCGGAUUUCGACUCCAUGUUCAGCAAGCCGCGCGCGCCGCUGCCGCGAGGUAAUAGUAAGAAAAGCAAGCACCAAACGAAGACCUCCCAAACCCCGGAAUCGACGGUCGCGAGCGGGUUAGAUCUGUCGGACUUGGACCUGAGCUCGAUAGAGUUCUCGGAGAAGGAGAUGCGCGCGCUGUCGGGGCUGACGCCGGCGCUGUCGCGGCGCCUGCAGCAGCAGCUGCUGGCGCACCUGCCGCCCGCCGCCGCGCGCCAGCUGCGCCGCACGCUGUCGCUGCACGCGCAGCCCGCGCCGCCCGCGCCGCCGCGCGCCGCGCAGCGCCAGCUGUCGGCCGGCGCCGUCGCCGCGCCCGCGGUUACAAACAACGAGUCCACGGACUCUGGCACUGCCGCUCCGCAAGCCGAAGAUAAAACUCCCGAACCAAAAGCGAAAUCUCCCGAAUUUAAGGCGAAAUCUCCUGAACCGAAGGCGAAGUCUCCCGAGCUAAAGGCGAAAUCUCCCGAACGGAAGGCGAAGUCUCCCGAGCCAAAGGCGAAAUCUCCCGAACGGAAGGCGAAGUCUUCCGAGCCGAAGGUGAAAUCUCCCGACCCGGAGCCGUCCGCGCCUUAUCCGCUCCGGGACGAGCUUGAGCUCCCGGCGCCCCAGUUCUGCACGCUGCCCCGACUCAAGAGACAUUCAACACUCUCGAGGGAGUCAACGCCGCCGAUCUCGACCUCGACCGAUGCUGACGAUCGUUCUUUGAAGCCGAGCUCGCUCGCGAAGGAACCGGGCCAGUCUCGGGGCAGCAGCGUCCGCAGUACGCCCGACCGGCCACUGCUCAGUAAAUAUCUGACGCCGGAGAGAAACGUGUCGCUGGACGAGUCGUACUCGUCGGACGGCGGCAGCAUCCUGUCGGAGCCGAGCUACAUCGCAGCGUACGGCGCGCCCGCUGCGCUCGGGCUGCGGCGACACUCGAUGCGCCUUGCCGGUGAACAGCCCCGAAAACGUAUUUCCAGAUUCUUGCGUUCCGAUUUCUUUGAUACUCCUCCCGACGAAAGUAUUUACCUCAAACACAAAAAGGAGAAAGAAUUGGAGACGCAGAAAAUUCUCAGGGAGAUUCGGGAGAAGAAAAAUAAAUGUUUAGAAACCUCCGGAGUGAAGAGUCCUACGGAAGCGGGAGAUGUUCAAUCAUUGUUCAAAGAUGAAUCUACAUACACGCGUAAAUGCUUAUCGCCGAUCUCACCUAUUAGCAUUUUGACAGGAAAAGAACGUAGUAGAUCAAAUACGCCGUUUUUCCCGAUUUUAGACAAUAUAAAGGAAAAUACUUUAGACUCCUCCCUUACAACUGAUACGAAGCGAUAUACACAACCUGACGAAACAAAACAAAAAUAUCAAAAUGAAGAAAACACUUUGAAUAAGGACACGAGAUUAAUGAGGCCAAAGAGUUAUCCUGUGAAAAAUAUAGACUCUUUCGACGAAUCCAGUGAUAAUACUGUAAUAGACAAAUCUUCUAGUAAAGAUAUAGAAUUUAAAGAUAAAACUUUACCCAGAGAAUCGAAGUUAAUAAGGCCAAAGAGUUAUCCCACAAGUAGUCCAUCUCCAGAGAAAGUAUUUGUAAACCGCAAUGUUAAGAAUGAUGAAACAAAGGCGAUCACACCGAAAGAAGAAGUUGCAAGUCCUGCGACUAAAAAUGACGUUGAAGUAUGUUUCAGUAUUACUCUACCUAAAAAAGCCACUAAAAUGGCUGGGUCUAAAACUGACACCCUGAAAAAUAGUGAAUCUUUAGAGAAAGAUGAUUUAAAACUUGAAAAUAGUAAAAAGUCUGCCGAAAACAGUCUUGUUGUUAAAAAAUAUCAAAUAGUUAGCAGUACUGAUGAAGAUAAGUCUGAUGUUAAAGAACAUAUGUCUGAAAAUGGCUCGGCUAUUACAAACGGUGUUGUCGCUGAAAAUGUAGUGAAAAGUAACAUUGAUGACACAAAAAUUAAAGCUAUGAAUAAUUCAUCUAAAAAUGAAGAUCUAAAAUUUAAAUCAACAGAAACUGAACCAACUGAGAAGAAAGGUACAAUUAAGAAAAAGAUUAUUAAGAAAGUGACAUCAAAAUCAAAAACAGAUGCAGGAAGCAGUCAGGAGGGAACUGACAUUAAAACUACUGAGAAAAAGAAGGUCACAAAGAAAGUAAAGGAAAAGAAUACAGAUGACGGCACAAAAACAACAACUGUCACAAAGAAAAAAUCAGUUUUACAGUCUAUAGGACAUAAAUUAGAGAAACUAGCUUCAACCAAAUCAAGUUCUCCAGAAAAAGUUUCUGAGAAUAAUAUUACCAACCAUGAAAGCAAAAAAGAAACUGCCAAAGUAAACAGGAUGCAACGUGAGCAAUCUGUCCCGGUGAGCGCUGAGCCACCUACGGAAUCGAAUCUCAUUAAAAGAGCAGUCACUUUAACUGACGUUGCUGCUCUUGAUACUCCAACUUCUACACCUAGUAAAACGACUGUGUCCAGAGUUCUGGGCCUUUUUAAGAAAUUCGAGCCUAAAGAAAAAGCUCCUAAACCCUCUGUAGAAAAAUCUCAAAGUGAAAAUCUCGAAACCAGUGCCGAAGCCAAGAGUGAACCAUUAUCGGAAUCCGUUUUAAAUAAUAUGGAGAUUGAAAAACCCAAAAGACCAACGUCUUUGCUCCUGAACGGAUUAGGGCGUAAAACCAAGUACGGAAGAGCUGCCAGUGAUAGUGUUUCAGCAGUAACACUAGAUAAUGAUGACGAAAUUGCAAAUAAAAAAGAAAAUAAUUCUAAGAAUAUAAAGAACAGUUUAAAAUUAGACUUCUCCAGGUUGCCAAGAGUAAAGAAAAUAGUUCCUACUAAUCCUGUGAUAGAACCACAAAUUAUGAAUGUUACCUCCGACGACAAAGAUUCUGAAAAGAAAGAAAUUGAACGGAAUGGUACUAUACUAGACGACAGUUUCAAAAUUAGGGAUACAGCAUAUACGCAAAACCGUAGUCGCUCCCGAAGUAGAUCAACUUUUUCAAAUUCUGAAGUCAAAUCUGACAAUAGUGCUGAAGUCAAAUUUUUAGAUAGAAAUCCACUAUCUCCUCCUGAGAGUAUAUCACAUCCUGUAAGAAAUCAUGAAUCUACCACACCAGAUAAAGAGGAUAUAGUUGAAAGAAUACGAAGAAAGAGUUUUUACUCGAGGUUUAACGAAAAGAAACAACGACGUAAAAGUAGUUUGGUUGGGCCUGGGGCUGCUGAAUACGAUCCAGUAGCAAGAAUACACUCGCAACCGACCGAGCCUAAGUUCGAUGUAUCACCUACUUCGCCCGUUACUUACGAUCUCUCUCCUGGAUACUCGGUUGCCUCCGAUUUAUCUCCCUCAACAGAUCGCUAUAGAUCUCUUUUGACUGAUUUACCUACUACAACUAGAAGUAACUUAAGAUUCGACAACUAUGGACUGAGCGAUAAAAUUGAUACGUACCGAUCUCUGGACCGAAAUGAAUUUAGAAAAUAUCCCGGAACCAGAAGCUAUCUUGAUUACGAUCAACCGUCAUCUUACACGUCACAUCGCUACGCUAGAACUAAGUCCCUGCUAGAUAGUUCUGACGGUACGGAAGAUCACAGCCUCGGCAGUCUGCGAGACCCGCACAAAUAUAAUAGAACUAUUUCCAUGUACGCUCCAGGCAGUUACGCCACCUACAGACCGAAACGAACUCUAAACUCAGCAAUUAUUUUAAAAGAGAGCGAAAAGGAACCGAGUCCAGAAAACAUAUUGGAGAAAAUCCGACAAAGGAAAAAGGUCUCGAUCAGCAUCACCAGAAAACCAGACCCUGAAAAGGACCCACUGUCAAGAUCCGAUGUCUCAUCUAAAGGCGAAGGCGACGGUGCAGAAUGCUCUGAGAAAGUUGACUGAGAGGCACUAUUAAAUACCAACCGUCGCUACGGAGGGAAUAAUUUGUGAUUUGCAUUUGUUACAAAGUCACUUGAGAGUUUAUAAUCAUUUUACAAUAGUUAUUGAACAAUUUAGGCUUCUAGUGUUAUUGUUUUAAUUGCACAGAACAAUCAUUGCAAAGCACAAUGUUGAAAUUAACGAGAUAUUUGCCUUUUUCGAGACUGUAUCGACGAUAUUCUUGCCAAUUACAUGCAUAUUGAGUAGUUCUGCCGUAGUGUUCUUCACAUCGAAUCUCACGGAUGACAGAUGCUUAAGAUAAGACUGUCUUUAGGUGGCAAAGUAGAUAUUUAUGCCAAAUUAACGAAUCUCUGACAAAAUUUACAAUUUUAAUGGAUAAACCACAUGAAUUUGAUUUCGGAAACUAUUUUCUAGUGUUGUUCUCAAGGCUUAGAUAAUUGCAAGUAUGUAGUCAUUAAUUGUGAACACUAACAGUUCUGAAAUAGUUACAAAUCUUGGUUAGUGUCCGACCGAAAUAAGGACGACUAAUUCGAUCGAAGCCGAAUAUUUAUCUUUAGCAAGGAUAUUUUUAACUACUGGUUAAAUAUUAAAAUGUGAUAAAGCGACAUCUUGCAGACGCGUUUUAUACUAAGUCCUGAGAUGGAUAUAAUGAAUCGUAUGGUGACAGACGAUCAGCCCAUUGCCUAUAUGAUAGUGCAUCAAGUUAGUGAACCCAAUUGUUCAGUAGACUCUUACAGCGUGCCCAGGAUAUCUCCCAGCCCAGCAUAAUUUUUCUUUAUCAAAAUUAACGAAAGUAAUUGUGGUAAUAUCUAACACAAAAUUUCCUGACCUUCAGUCCUUCAGUCUCUGGCAGUAGAUAAGACUUCGGCUUCGACUAACCCUGCGGCUGGCUUUUGGCUGAACCUUCGGUCGGACCCUAAGUUUGGUGUUAAGUUUUUCGUCUAUUUGCAGUCACUGUCGCUGCGGUGUAUAUGAUACUGACAGAGACAGCUUUACAAAGGCUGAACAGAUUUUGUUAAACAAAUAUACUACAAUUGAAAAAUAAUAUUUUGCAAAUAUGGAAUUCUUUAUUACAUAUUUAUUGUAAAUUGAUUCUUAUGUGCCUUUAAAUACAACGUAAAUGACUGGAUUUGAUAUAGUCCAUACGUAUAUAGAAAAAAAAAAUGACACGAUUUAAGUGUGUUUGCACAAAAUAUGUUUUACUCAGUAUAAUUUUAAUACUUUUUUAGCUAUUAUGUUUUUUACGUGACACUAAGUUUAAAUGUUUAUUAUAAUCGUAUAGUAUUGAAUGCUAAGUCACGUCGUAACAGUAAUCGAAUAGAAUGGUGCUUAGAUGAAAUGUCUCUAUAGGAAUUACUUAUUUAUAGAUUGAACGUGUUAUAGAGUCACACCAAACGUGUAUAUUUUAGCAAUAGUAUCGAGUUUCAGUUUGUAGAUCUAUUCAUGCAUAAUGUUGACUGUUACUACGGUAACUCAGUAUUUUUAAGUUGUUAAGGUUUCCGUUUGUUUGCCAUCUUCCAUUACGUUAUAUGCAUGACACCCAAGAAACGGCUAGUUUGAUAGAGGUGUUAAAAUAAAGCAAUAAUUUUACAUAAAUCAGUUCAUGUCAUAUUUAUAAUUUAUCAUCUCAAUCCUAUUUAUUAACUUUAUUAGAAUUGAAAUUAUUUAUUUGUGUGUGGUGAUUUUUAAUAUUUUUCAUGUUAGUCAUAGUCGCUACACGAGUGGUGAAACUAAAACUGUGAUUUUUACGAUUAAUAUUAAAACUGCUAUCACACACGUUUUGUAUUGAAUGUGAAUAAAUUAAAUAGUUGAAAA
Messenger RNA from Pectinophora gossypiella (pink bollworm), 8818 nucleotides. It is a transcript of the gene Nuak1, whose product is annotated as serine/arginine repetitive matrix protein 2. Gene Ontology annotation, molecular function: tau-protein kinase activity; ATP binding; protein serine/threonine kinase activity. The record is from RefSeq and is a predicted model, not a curated record. Bases 233 to 7006 code for a protein of 2257 amino acids. The transcript is spliced from 28 exons. Gene Ontology annotation, biological process: microtubule cytoskeleton organization; intracellular signal transduction; protein phosphorylation. Gene Ontology annotation, cellular component: cytoplasm. Lineage: Eukaryota; Metazoa; Arthropoda; Insecta; Lepidoptera; Gelechiidae.